UAAUCCCUGUUUGUUAUUUCAAAUGAUUUAUUUAUAUAAAGAAAAAAAAAAUCCCAAACAUUAUGCGCUCCACACUCCUAUCCAGUAGGUGGCGUGAAUGCAUAAUUUAAGUUAGUCUGCCAACCACCAUUAACACCAGAAGAGGAAGAAGAAAUCAGCUGACAUACAGGGCUGAAAACAGAAGACAUGCUCAAUUUAAGAUAAAAAUAUACUAAGUUUAUGGGUGUAACAUUAUAGUUUAGUUCUGUUAGGAAUAUUUUCUGUUUUUAAUUUAUAUAAUAUUGUGACGCUGAAUUGAUUGUAGUUUUUAGCCUUUUGAUAGGUUUAAUGAGGAAGUUGCCUUUUUGCUUUACGCAGCUUUUCUAUUUAGUGUCCACACAAGCCAGAUUUAUUACUGAUCCAUACAACUAAAUGCGCGCUAACCUUUAGCAGACAUCUUUGUUAUCAUGGCUUCUUCGUUCAAAAUCGGAGAGAGGUUUCAGGAGAAGGUGAGAGAUUUACUGGAGAGUGAAUCUGCCUUAUCAGAAGAGCUGAAGGAAGAGUUGAAUGCUCUGAAAGAUCAGUCCAUCAUUCCAUUCAAGACUGUUAGGAAACUACACAAGCUCCUUGAAGAAAAUGGAUAUCCAGUGUACCUUCAUGAGCUGUUUGAGGACAGCACACUUCAUCUUCCAGAAGUCGUCAAACCUCCAAGGAACCCCCAGCUGGUCGCCCGCCUAGAAAAAAUUAAAGCAAAACUUGCCAAUGAAGAAUAUAAGAGAAUAACUCGGAAUGUAAAUCCGCAGGAAAUGAAACAUCAUGGUACACUAGCAGACUUUGGAAGAGAAGUACGUUCUGUGAAGGCAGUUGUUGUUACUGUAUUCAACUUCCUGGUAACUGUAGUUGCAGCAUUUGCUUGUUCAUAUCUGGGCAGCCAGUAUAUCUUCACAGAGACAACAGCAAGAGUAAUAGCUGCAGUGAUUGCAGCAUCUGUUGUUGGCCUUGCUGAGCUUUAUGUUCUUGUCCGGACUAUGGAGGGAGACCUUGGAGAGCCCUAAUACCAACUAAUGUCAUUCAGUAUUUCCAUAUGUUUUUGUCAUCACAAACAUCUUUCACUGUACAGUUUAAUUUUGUGCUUUCUUCCCCUUCCCCCUCCAAAAUCCAAAUGGUAAGAUGUUUAACAGUGCUUGAUCUAACAUAUAGUAAAAGAUUUUGCAAAGGAAUCCUUUAAAUUACAAUGUACAAGAUUAGAAUUAAUCAGUUUUCUUGGAAACCCUUCAAUUUCAAAACACCAGAGGGUAAAUUAUGAUUGUAUUGUUGUCUUGUUUUCCACAUCUGUCAUCUUAGUAUUUAUUUGAAUGUGUGUCAUUUCUUGUUUCAGUCAUAACUAAGAGACAUGGUUGUUAAUGAAUUGUGCUUUGAUGUUUAUUGUAAUUGUUAUUGACUCACAAGAUGUAGUGUGGUAAAAUGUCAUCUUUUUUUCUUUUUCUUUUUUACAAGAAAAUAAUAAAAAAAACAUCCAAAAAGCUAA
Megalobrama amblycephala (Wuchang bream) is the source of this 1507-nucleotide messenger RNA. RefSeq names its product transmembrane protein 199 (gene vma12). Bases 447 to 1034 code for a protein of 195 amino acids. Gene Ontology annotation, cellular component: endomembrane system. Lineage: Eukaryota; Metazoa; Chordata; Actinopteri; Cypriniformes; Xenocyprididae. The record is from RefSeq and is a predicted model, not a curated record. The transcript is spliced from 6 exons. Gene Ontology annotation, biological process: vacuolar proton-transporting V-type ATPase complex assembly.